GUGUGAAGCACCGCCAUCAGUGCACCGAAAUUACAAACAACCCUUGCAACGAUAUUAGCCGUCGCGUCGAAACAAAGAAUACAUUUUGUAGAAAUUGUAGUUCCAUUUGUUUGUUUAUUCAUCAGAAUGGAGUCUGGAGAUGAAGGUUCAAAAACUGAAGACAAAUCUUCACACACCCGCGUUUUCCUGGAAAAUCUCCCUAAGGACAUAAGGAAGGAUGAAAUAGACAAAACUUUCUCGCGUUUUGGCCACAUUGCUAAAGUGUACUUGAUAUAUGAUCCUCCCGGUAGUGGUUUUGUUGAGUACCUCGACUGUAGAGAUGCUGAAUACGCAGCCAACCAAAUGGAUGGCGCCGAGUUCAUGGGCGCUCGAGUGUCAGCUAAAGUGACUAGAGGAGGAGUGGCGAGGGGCAGAGGUUUCUCACGAGGCGGUCCCUUCAGGGGUCGUGGUUACGGUGACGGCGAUCGUGGAGGUUUCAGAGGAGGUUUUGUACCGCGUGGUGAUUACAGGGGAGGCCGCGGAGGAGGGUUCAGGGGGAGUUUCCGUGGUGGUGAUCGCGGCGGUUUCAGAGGACGCGGUAAUUUCAGAGGUAGCUUCCGUGGAGGCUUUGAUGGAGAUCGAGGUGGGUUUGGAGGCAGGGGUUACAGCCGUGGUGGUGGCCGUGGAUAUUAUGAAAGAGGAAGUGGCUUCAAGUCUGGAGGUUCUUAUAGCUCUCAUGAUGGCUAUGAAAAAUUCGAUUCUUUUGAAAAGCCGUACAAUAAGAGCUAUGACAAAGGAUAUGACAAGCCAUACGACAAAGGUUAUGACAAGCCCUAUGACAAAGGUUAUGACAAGCCCUAUGACAAAGGCUAUGACAAGCCUUACGACAAAGGUUUUGACAAGGCAUAUGAUAAGGGUUAUGACAAACUGUACGAUAAACCAUAUGACAAAUACGAAAAAGAAAAUGGUUUCUCCCGCUACCCGCCCUCUGAGAAGUACGCAAGUGGCGGUUACAGCAGCAGCAGUGGAUUGGGUGCACCUCGCGAAGGCUACAGCUCCUCCCGUCGAGAUGAUUAUGCCCGCAGCCGCUCUCCAGUCUCAAGGUCCCGGUACAAACCUUCUUCUCCGUACCCUGCUCGCGACAGGUCCCGUAGUCCUCACCGUGCAAUGGAUGACCCGUACUACCGCGGUGCCGGUGGCUACAGCACUUCGAACAGCAGCAGCAAGAUGCCCUAUGUCGCAUCUUCCGUCGCCGUCAUGAGUAGCAGUAAAGGCCCAGGAUGGGAAGAUUACGGCGGUGGCCGCAGUGCUUCCUAUGACCGAGAUAGGCGGCGACCGCCGGCAGACAGAGACAGUGAUAGAAAACGCGAUGAAGGAUCGCGCUCCUCACGAUACUCGUCGGGAUACUCCACAUCGGGCGCUCCCCAGAAGGAAUAUUUUGCAUCAAGCUCGUCUUAUGGAAGCCGCCGAGCUGACGAUGUGCCGCGUUAUUAACGCACUCAAGACCUUCGUGGGUUACUCGUAGCGUUACCGAUCUCGAGUCUCGUCUACGUGUAGGGUGUGAGAAGACUUAUGGAAGCCCUCACGGUUGAAACUUAACUAAUAAGUCUUGACAUAUAUGGUUUUAGUUCUAGUAAUAUGUGUGCUCAAUGAGCUAUCAUCCUUGAAAAUUUCAACUUAUCUCAUUUGUAGCUUGACGCUCGCAUCGUCUUGCAUUUUAUGAGUCAUCCGAAUCUACCGUCUAAAAUAUGCUAGUGUACAGAAUAAUGUGAGUUGUUUUCAUGGUCGGAGGUUGUGCUUGUGAACGUUCGGCUUUACCGAACACCAGUGGAGUCUUCCACUUGAGUUCGAUGACCAUCGGUCGUUCUGUAACGAAUUUCUGGAACUGCUAUAAGUUGCGGUUGAAAUGCUUCAUAAAUAUUGUACCAUUUCAUGGAACUUGAAUAUUUUAACGAAAUGUUUCCAGUUGUGAGUAACCAAUUUAUUUCUCUGCGCUGCGUAUGAAUGGUGAAAGUUGAUCAGUGCAGACCUACCUAUUGCUUCUUGUGGAACAUUCAUUCAAACAGUAGAACAAAAGUUUAAAAGUGAGGUGCAAUGAAGGAAUAUAGACGUUUUCACAUUUUCUAAGUUAACCUAUCACGUGCGACCGCAAAAUAAGCUGAAUAAGCCUUAGAGCAAAAAGUACCCUGAAAUGCUUAGUUACGAUCAGAAGAUCCGAUUAGAUUUAGUGUGUACAAGCAAUCAUUGUUUGAUUUUGAAAGGUGAGAAAAAACACUACCGUAAUGAUCUUCUUUCAAGUUGUUAUGGCCCGACAGAAGAAACCGGCACAACUUUAUGGAAGCUGAUGAUAAAAACACCGGAAAUAGAAGUUUGAAAGACUUAUUCCAGGAACUAAGUUCUCGGGACCAAACGGAUUGAGAAUAAAAUUUGCAAGCCUCUGAAGUUUUGUUUCAAAUUUUUGAUAGCUCACAAGUAGCGUAAAGCAAACGUGUUUAAUUUAAAUACAUACCCAACAAAACGGUAUUGGUCCUUGCCACAGUAGUGAUCUGCAACACUGUUAUAUAUAUGCGCGUUCGCUGGUAAAUGGAAUACUCUCGUGGAUAUUAAGUUGGUUUUGAGGCGCGAGCAUGAACAACCACCAUUGAAGAGUAGGUUAGUCCUAUGAUGUUCUAGAUUUAAUCUGUAAGCUAAACUUUGUCGUCACGUGUGGAUGUCGCAAUUUCCUAAACGCAGGCCAAGAGUUGCUUCGUGAUCGCGUUUAUGAUUUGAAAAUCCUGAACGUAUGACGCAAAUAAUCUUACGUUCUCUCAAUACUAUUGGUUGUCUUGAGUCAAGAUUUGUGAAGCGCGAAAUCUUUUGCGAAGAAAUUAGAUGUCCAAGGCACCGCACCGUUCUUUUCGAUGAAAUUUAAUCAAUCUACGAGUACAUUGUUGAAAUUACAGAAGUGGUAUUCCAGGGUAAACAUCUUGGAGUUCCAAUUUGAAUUCGAAUGCCAUUUAUUUUGCGACAUUUUCAUUUUAUUUCUCUGUUGCAAGUUUUGAUUGAGAAUUGUAAUGAUACCUUAGCUCCGAAGCCGAGCGUUUUUUAUAGUUACGUACAUGAUUUUACAACGCAAGGGGCUCUAAGCGCCCUUCAUUGUAGUACUGUUACUUCAACAAUGCUUGAAUUUUAAUAGUUGGGCUCUUCUGGAUUCCGUUGUACGUUAUGUAAAUCAUUGCCUCAUUUCCAUGCACAGAAACCGCUAAACCUCUUCACUAACUUCGCCGAUUGGCUGGUUCACUCCAGAUGUAUACUGGAUCAAACCACGAUUUUCAGCCGGUCGGCUUCUUUCUUCUGCCAAUUGUGUGAAUAUAUGUUUUUUUUUCGUUUAACCGCGCUUCAAGGAGUAAGCUAACGAUUAGUUUUCAUGUAGGAUUAAAUGUGGACUUUAA
Molecule: messenger RNA, 3410 nt
Organism: Hyalella azteca
Lineage: Eukaryota; Metazoa; Arthropoda; Malacostraca; Amphipoda; Hyalellidae
Product: serine/arginine-rich-splicing factor SR34
Exons: 4
Coding region: 127-1473 (448 amino acids)
Biological process (GO): mRNA splicing, via spliceosome
Cellular component (GO): nucleoplasm; ASAP complex; cytoplasm
Molecular function (GO): RNA binding
Source: RefSeq, a predicted model, not a curated record